AUGAGUCAGUUUCAGUUAUUUCCUCAACCUUCCCCUGUAGGUGGAGGCUCGAAGAACCCCUUUCGCAAAGGCAUCAAGAAACCGGAUGUAAAGUCGCAGUCGUCGAGGCCCAUACCCUUGGAGGACCUCAAAGGCUCGCAAACAGAGGCUGUGCUUCUGGAGAUUAUAGAGGACACAAAUAAGGUUCAGCCACCUCCAAAGGCACAUGUAGCCCGAAAAACACCACAAUGGACACCGGAGACAAAACGUGAACCCGAGUCUGAGUCGCUGUAUGAUGCUACUCCACGGGUCGGAAGCGCAGGAAGAGAACGCUCGCCAACACCGAAGACCAAGCCUUCAUUGCCACGAGUCCAGGUAGGCUCUCAUCAAAAGCCUCCGCAACCCUCUGAGCCUCCAGCGAUUCCUAUGAAAUCAAUAUUCCCUCGUUAUGAUCCAAAAUUCCCGCUUAGCCAACAGCAGUACUACCCUCAAUCCUCGGGCAGUACGCCUCGGACUCGCCACAAUCCUCGAGGGCUGACUCUGACGCCAGAACCGGAAAUUGACCGCGUGCUAGGGCCCAAAACGGUCCCUGCGAGCGUAUUGAACUUUCCUACGGAUGUGCUCGAGCCGCUUGAGGUACACUAUUCCUCUGCAGAGGAGCUCAAGGGACUUUGGGACGUUGCCAAUGGACAAAGGCCGCAAAAUCUUAUGGGGACAUUCAAUCUGCGUAUGCAUAGGACUGAUCAUGCAACAUUCACUUUCGGAGACCCGCAGUCUCCGUUUUACACCAUGCAUACUUUCUCGACGGAUGAGCUGUCUAUCGCAAGAGCACACCCUAUGAAACCUCACAGCAGUGUCUCUGUGAUGAUGCUGAAACUGGAGGAUCGGAAGCGUCGGCUGCCGCCCAACGACGGACUGGUCACCCUGUUGUUCUCCCGACUGGCUGCAAUGCUAGCUAUCAGCGAAGCAGAGGAAGUAGCAAAGCAACAUCACCUUUCAUCAACCGAAGCGAGCAAAGUGGAAGGCAACGCGCUGAAGCGAGCAGCUGCACAAGAGUCCUGCAGGCUUCUCUGGAAUAACGAGAAGCGCCUGUACGAGCUCCAGCACCCUUCGCACUGCAAACAGCCACCGCCUGCUCUCUACGCGGGGAUCCUCCACAUCUCAGUCUCGACUCCAUCAAGCGACUCCCAAUCCCGUCAGCCCCCAACGAUCAUCGUGACGACGCCCCUAUCCCCCAACGCGUUGGAGGCCGCCACCCAGGCGGCCACGCCACGCACCUCUACCCUUCCGUUGACCGACUCGGACGAGCCGCUGGCGUCACUUGACCUUGGUACAAUGACGCUGUCGAUUUCCGCGACGGCAAUCAUUAACACUAUUCCGUCAUUGUACGCCAUUGACUCCCUGGUAGCCGCCAUGCUGGCCGUGGCUGCUUCAGAUGAGACGACCAAUCCUGUCCUGGCGGACAUGGCCUUGUAUGACCCCAAGCAGGAAUCGCAUCACUUUUCUUCACUCUCCAAUCCUGCCGGCGGCGGCGUGUUCACAGGUGAAUUAGUAGCGACACUCGCAGAACGCGAAGACGCCAAGGAGAGCGACCGGCUGAUGGCCAAGAUUAAAUCGUCCACGUUCAAGCCAGGCACUCCCACUGCCAGCAACAGCAAUGACAAGCGGUCCUUCUGGUCAUGGAGACGCCCAAAGCCUGCAAAACCCAAGAGCAAAAGCAAACAGAUCAUGAUCGAGCAGUUCGAUCUAGAAAAGUACGGACGGUACGGGUCUAGUUCUUCCAGGGAAGGACAAAAGCUGCCCGGCCCGACGAGGGGUAUCCUGCGGCUUUUGUUCUUUGGCUUGAAUAUUAUUGUGAAAACGCUUACAGUGUUGGUGAAGGUUGUGGCUUGGUUGUUAGUGAGCAUUACUCGGUGCGUGACGAGUGAGAAGUUUUAG
Molecule: messenger RNA, 1917 nt
Organism: Aspergillus fumigatus Af293
Lineage: Eukaryota; Fungi; Ascomycota; Eurotiomycetes; Eurotiales; Aspergillaceae
Source: RefSeq, a predicted model, not a curated record